ACUAUGAAUCUCUCAUUGUUGAGGCGAGAAGCAAGCAGCAAGGCAAUUUCGCCGAAGCAGUUGACCAGAUUGUUGUGAGCAACAAAAUGCAUGAGCUUCAAACUGAGAUUGAAAAAUUUGAAGAGGGAAAAAAAUGGUAUCACUGAGAGCAGGGAUACUUGGCGGAAGAAGGCCAAGGAGAUAGAAGAGAGAUAAGCUGCAUUGCUAGGAUCAAAAGAUGAGAUGUUAGUUGAUCUUGAAGAACAGGAAACAAACAAAAAGAAUUGCUCUCCAUAUCAGAUAUGCGUUCUGAUUUUGACUUUCUCCAUCAGGAUUGUGAAUAUGGAGAUCUGCUUGGUAAAGUUGGACUUCAUUGCUACAAUCUGCAAAAUCGGACAAACCUUGAAUUUUUCUGUACAGACGAGGCCUAUGUUGCCGGAAUACUUUAUGCAACGGAUCCAACUCGCGAGUAUUCCACUUUUAAGUUCAUAACGAGGGAGGUUCAGUCGAAAGGCGGCUUGAGUUUCAUUACUACCCAAUGCACAUUAUUGCCAGAGAAGAAAGACUUCCCAAUCUGUGCCGUGGAUGAUUUCUGCAAAAGUGAUAUGCCCAACUCGUUGACAGAGUCAGAGGUGAAAGAAGACAAGGAUUGGCUUCGUCUGUACUUGGAACUCGCAUGUCGCACCAAGUCGCGUUGGUUCCCGCGCUCACCAAUGUGGGAAAGGCCAUUAGAGCUGAGAAAGAUAAUUGUGCAAAUUAACCAGAGCAGAUGUGGAGUCUAAGAAGAAAGCCAAGGCGGAGAAUGCAAUCUUCUACAUGAGCUUCAAAACCUGUGGCAAUGCUAUCAUAAGGAGAACAAUGGAUGGAAUGCCAGAUCAUAUGUCGCUUGAUGUGAAAGCCACCAUCUUGUGUUAUGUAUUUUUAGGUAUCUUAUCGUGCCAUUAUGUAUUAAGAAUCUAAACGAUCGUCAUGGUCUUUCGUGAGACUAGUUAAGAGAAUGCUUGGCUUGAUGUUUUGCUUCUUUCUUGCUAGUCAUGAAAGUGAUAAUGAAUGCAAAUGAUAAAACGACUUUGAAUUCCA
Messenger RNA from Camelina sativa (false flax), 1059 nucleotides. Lineage: Eukaryota; Viridiplantae; Streptophyta; Magnoliopsida; Brassicales; Brassicaceae. The record is from RefSeq and is a predicted model, not a curated record.